Neurospora tetraspora is the source of this 957-nucleotide messenger RNA. RefSeq lists its product as uncharacterized. NCBI's taxonomy places the organism in Eukaryota, Fungi, Ascomycota, Sordariomycetes, Sordariales, Sordariaceae. The transcript has 2 exons. The coding region runs from base 52 to 843 and encodes 263 amino acids. The record is from RefSeq and is a predicted model, not a curated record.
CUUUCGUCUCAUCCUCACCUGAGCCUCUACAAUCAUCACCAUUCUCGCAUCAUGUCGGCUAUCGAACCAAAGGUGUUGUAUCCUUCAGGGGGUUACACGCCCGCAUACGAUGAGAGAGAGAACGGAAUACUGCUCCAUCCAUUUGUUGAACCAGAUCGGGUGCUUACACCUAAUCUUGGGGAGGAUGCAUUCAGGAACAAUCCCAAGGAGGCAGUCGGGGGGUUCAAGGGCAAGGAUUAUCUCUACGCUGAAUUCAUUGUCGAUACCCCCGAGCAAGUCGACCCAGAUACCGAUAUCAAAGUUGCGACGGUGCUCAGAGUUGCGAGCCCAUCCACUUUGCAUUGGGAGUCGGUCCACAUCGUUUUUGCUCUACGCGAAGUCCCCGACGGCGAAGGGGAAGAUGAACGACCAUUCAAAGAGUUCAAGCCUCUGGAAGUCAAAGACGCCUACAAAAGGGAUAUUGACGAGGGUUAUAGCUUGCUGUACUUCUUGGUCAAGGAUAUCAGAUACCCCAGGGCCGGUCAGUUCAGGGCGGAGGUCCGUGUCCAGGUCACUCCGGGGGAGCAGAUCUUCGAUCUGAAAGGGGAUGACUUGGAAAGACUUGGACCCAAAUGGAAGGGGCAUCCUGGCGAGCUACAAAAGCUAGGUCACCUCGCCGGCGGGGCGGUCUCAAAGGUAGUGACGGAAGUCAAUAAAGGAGUGGAAUUAACACCAUCUGAUGAAAACCGCCUCAGAAAGUACUUGGAAUUUGAGGACAAGCUGAAGCUCGUGACAGAGCAGGAGCUUCGGAAAGAGAUGGUAGACAAGCAUAAAUACUGGCACGACAACCUCGUCGUUACCUAACCGCUUCAACUUUUGCGUUCCUAACUGGCAAACUUCUACCUCCAGAGCCUCCAGACUCGACAGUUACCCAAGAAGGGUGGAGAAGCAUCUACCCCUAUGCUAUAUCGAGGGAAG